AUGGUCCGUUUCCAGCUUCUCACAGGGACAUGGGAACCCGCAACAGUCGUCGAGCCAGCAGGUACCCAGAGAUCCUACAACAUUCGCACAGAUGGAGGUCACAUGCUCAGGCGUAACCGGCGUCACCUCCUGCAGACGUGUGAAAGUGGCGCAGGCCAGAUGGAGCCAGUGCUCUGCUACGAGUCCAGAAACAGAUCAUGUCUGAGGACCAUCUAUCCUUUGCCCAUACGAAUCACUGUCUACAUGAUUCUAGGGGUCACAGUCAUUCUAACAGUGUUUGGUAACCUUUUGGUCACUAUUUCAAUUGUCUAUUUUAAGCAGCUCCAUACUCCAACCAAUUACUUGAUUGCCUCUCUGGCUGUAUCCGACCUUCUUUUAGGGCUGCUGGUCAUGUUCCCCAGUAUGUUUCAAUGUGUACAGUCCUGCUGGUAUUUUGGUGAUGUCUUCUACCGCCACUAUGCUGUUUGCCAACCUCUAGUAUACAGAAGAAAAAUAUCUGUUAAUGUUGUGUUGAUCAUGAUUCUGCUUAGUUGGAGUAUUUCAGCUCUCAUUGGCUUUGGAAUGAUUUUUCUCAAGUUAAAUCUUUGGGGGAUUGAGGAAUUCUACUAUAACCACAUUGUGUGUGAAGGGGAAUGUGUUUUAUUUCAGAGUGGACUGUCAAGUACAGUCUCAUCAGCACUUUCCUUUUAUAUUCCAGGAAUAAUAAUGCUUGGCGUUUACCUUAAGAUUUUCUUAGUGGCACGGAGACAGUUGCACAGAAUACAGAACGCAAACUCAGAAAGAAUAUCAAAUACGAGCCAGACAAAAGCCACUACAACACUUGCUAUCAUAAUGGGGGCGUUUCUUUCUUUUUGGACUCCUUUUUUUGUCUGUAACAUCAUUGAUCCCUUUAUCAGUUACUCAACACCACCAGCAUUGUUUAAAAUACUUGUAUGGGUGGGCUACUUGAAUUCUACUGUGAAUCCUUUAAUAUAUGCAUUAUUUUAUAGUUGGUUCAGGAAGGCACUUAGAUUAUUCACUUCAGGUAACAUCUUUAAAUCUGACAUUUCAGAAACAACACUUUUCAGCAUGAAUUGA
This is a messenger RNA of Anarrhichthys ocellatus (wolf-eel), 1077 nucleotides long. RefSeq names its product trace amine-associated receptor 1-like. Gene Ontology annotation, biological process: G protein-coupled receptor signaling pathway. The record is from RefSeq and is a predicted model, not a curated record. Bases 1 to 1077 code for a protein of 358 amino acids. Gene Ontology annotation, molecular function: trace-amine receptor activity. Lineage: Eukaryota; Metazoa; Chordata; Actinopteri; Perciformes; Anarhichadidae. Gene Ontology annotation, cellular component: membrane. The transcript has 3 exons.